Molecule: messenger RNA, 171 nt
Organism: Puccinia graminis f. sp. tritici CRL 75-36-700-3
Lineage: Eukaryota; Fungi; Basidiomycota; Pucciniomycetes; Pucciniales; Pucciniaceae
Exons: 1
Coding region: 1-171 (56 amino acids)
Source: RefSeq, a predicted model, not a curated record
AUGAAAGCUGCAACAUUUUUACUAGCAGAGGACAUCAAGUACUCUCCAGAUGAAGCUUCCCUAGCAGAGGACAUCAAGUACUCUCCAGAUGAAGCUUCCCUAGCAGAGGACAUCAAGUACUCUCCAGAUGAAGCUGCCCCAUUGUUGAGCAAGUACAAUUUUGCACAGUGA